AUGGAAGAAUCACAUGCUAUGAUCGGUGGAGAUGGCCGAUACAGCUACGCCAAAAAUUCUAAUCUGCAGAAAGUGGCAGCCGAUGAUGUCAAACCCCUGAUAGCCGGAGCGAUUGCUGAAAAUCUCGACAUUCAACGUGUCCGUCCUAUUCCAGACAUAUUCGGGGUUGCCGAUUUAGGCUGUUCUGUUGGACCUAAUACAUAUUUUGCUGUGAAAAACAUCAUAGAAGCUGUGGUACAAAAGUACAAAAGCGAAGGCUGUCAUGAUUCUAACCUCCCAGAAUUUCAAGUCUUCUUCAAUGACCAUGUUUCCAAUGAUUUCAACACUCUCUUUGCCAAUCUUCCCGUCGAGAGGCAAUACUUCGCCGCGGGAGUUCCGGGAUCUUUCUACCAUAGAUUAUUUCCAAAAGCAUCUCUAAAUUUUGUAUACUCUGCAUAUGCACUCCAUUGGCUUUCUAAGGCACCACCGGAGAUUGGGGACUUGGAUUCAGCUUCAUGUAAUAAGGGAAGGUUAUAUUAUCGAAAUGCACCGAAUGAAGUUGGUCAGGCUUAUUCAGCUCAGUUUGCUAAAGACAUGGAGUCUUUUCUAAGUGCUCGAGCAGAAGAACUUGCUCCUGGAGGAUUAAUGAUGAUCUUAAUGUCCGGACGUAAGGAGGGGACUCUUCCAAUACAAUCGUCACUUGGCCCCCAGUACCAGCCCUUGGAAUCAACUCUUCUAGAUCUGGUCAACGAGGGAAUAAUAAGCAAAGAUAAAAUGGACUCUUUCAACAUGCCAAUCUACGCGCCAUCAACGGUGGAGAUACAGACUAUAGUAUUCGAAAAUGGAUGUUUUGACAUUGUGAGAUUGCUUGCUCGAAACCACAACUUCAGCCGUAUGCCUACUGCACAAGAGUGCAGAGCUGGGUUUGAAGUCAUUUUCAGCAAACAUUUUGGAAGCAAAAACAUGGAUCAACUUUUUGAUCGAUUUUCCAAGAAAAUUGCUGGAAUGCCCCCUCUCAGUGGUGACGAUUUGAUUAGAUAUAGUUUGAACAUCAUUCUCAAGCGUAAGCCCUGA
This is a messenger RNA of Juglans microcarpa x Juglans regia, 1053 nucleotides long. Its product is annotated as loganic acid O-methyltransferase-like. The record is from RefSeq and is a predicted model, not a curated record. Gene Ontology annotation, molecular function: S-adenosylmethionine-dependent methyltransferase activity. Gene Ontology annotation, biological process: methylation. NCBI's taxonomy places the organism in Eukaryota, Viridiplantae, Streptophyta, Magnoliopsida, Fagales, Juglandaceae. Bases 1 to 1053 code for a protein of 350 amino acids. The transcript has 3 exons.